AACUUGUUGUUUUAGCAGUUAAUCACGUCUGGACUGAAAGGGUGAGAGAAGAGUGGGUCAAUUUAACUUCAGUUUUGCAAGUUACUUUGAUGAAACAGUUUAUGAUUUUAUGAUGACGACAAAACAAAAGUUAAGCGUAGACGGACUACUAGUUCCAGCAUUUUCGUCAUUUCAAACCCUAAAUGACGCCCGAAAACGAAUUACAGAUAUUGUAAAUUUACUUACGAGGAAAGAUGACGUUUUUGUUAUUUGCUAUCCAAAGUCAGGACACCAUUGGCUGAAUGAAAUCGUGCCCCGCCUUCAGCAUUCAUGUCUGGACACAUCUCACAAAUUGAUAGACACCUUCCUAGAGUAUAUGCCAGAUCUACAGGAAUUGGAAAAUCUUCCUUCGCCUCGAAUAAUGACUUCCCAUGUCCCAGUUAAAUAUAUUCCAAAGGAAAACAACGGGAAAAUUAUCCACUGCAUUCGUAACCCGAAGGACAUUGCAAUGUCUUCUUUUUAUCAUUUCACAACCGAUCCAAUAACUAAAGACUACUGGCUUCCAGAUUGGUCAAAUUUCUUUGACGAUUUUUUACUUGGGGAGAGUUAUUAUGGAAGUUGGUUUGAACGAGAGAAAGAGUGGGAAGAGGCAGCACGACAAAAUCCAGAAAAAAUUUUGAUUGUUUAUUAUGAAGAUCUUAAGAAAAAUGGUAUGGAGACCAUGCGACGAAUAUCCAAUUUUCUUGGAACCUCGUCCGAUCCUACAUUUCUUCAGGCUGUUUAUGAUGAAUGUACCUUUGAGAAAGUAAAAGAAAGAGAAAAGGAUACAAUAUGGAGCUUUAUCUACCGAAAAGGAGAGGUUGGUGAUUGGAAAUCGAUGUUUACUGAGGAACAGAGCAAGAACUUUGAUCAGGUCUUCAAUGAAGAAAUGAAGGACUCAAAAUUAAAAAUACAAUGGGAGUAAAUGGUUUUGAACAAUUUUUAAAGGACUUAAUUUGUAUAUUUAUCAAUUUUUUUCCUGAUAUUUAACUUGCUUAUGUAUUCCCUUAUCACCAAUAUAUCAUAUGAAAUUAUUUGGAAGCAUAAAUUUAUGUUGUGUGUGACAUUUUUGCGACGCAUGUACUCAGUAAAAUGAAGAAAAAAAUGUAUAAAAAGGAAAUAUUGUUUCAUUAAUUCGAAGUUACUAUAUAAAGAGUUAUGUUACUAUAUAAAGAGUUAUGUUCUGCGUUUUUUUCUGAUUAUUUUACCAAAAACAAAACCACAACGUUAAGAAAGAUAAAACCAGUUCUGACAUGAUCACAAAUACAUGAUACCGCUAACAAAGAAGACUUGAAUAAAAUAUUUUAUGUGUAUGUACAUUAAAGAUUUAUUAAUGUUAAAAUUCAGCAGACAUUAUUUUGAAAAAAAAAGUCUAGAAAAAAGAAUUGACUAUCUAAAAAAUGUAUUUGUUAAUCUUUUGUGUACUCUUUAUCUUGUCAAAUUAAAGGUUUAUGCAGCUUUUAAAGCAUUUAUGUAUAUUUGCCAUUAUAUUCGCAAAUGUUUAAUAAUAUGAUGCAGCAGAAUAAAAGUGUGUUUU
Molecule: messenger RNA, 1555 nt
Organism: Saccostrea echinata
Lineage: Eukaryota; Metazoa; Mollusca; Bivalvia; Ostreida; Ostreidae
Product: sulfotransferase 1B1-like
Exons: 5
Coding region: 110-943 (277 amino acids)
Biological process (GO): sulfation
Cellular component (GO): cytoplasm
Molecular function (GO): sulfotransferase activity
Source: RefSeq, a predicted model, not a curated record